Colossoma macropomum (tambaqui) is the source of this 1917-nucleotide messenger RNA. RefSeq names its product LRAT domain containing 2b (gene lratd2b). Lineage: Eukaryota; Metazoa; Chordata; Actinopteri; Characiformes; Serrasalmidae. Bases 563 to 1369 code for a protein of 268 amino acids. The record is from RefSeq and is a predicted model, not a curated record. The transcript is spliced from 2 exons.
AGCGCGCUGUGCGGAUAUUUAGUCCGCCGAGAGCGCAGCGCUCGGCACAACACGGAGCGGCGAGCUGUCCGAGGAAACUCGUUUUCCUGGCCAAAGAGGGCAAAAAUUCGCCCCGAGUGACUUUAUCCUUGAACUUCUGAGGGAAAUUCGGGGUCGAUGAACGACUGUAGCCUGUUGUUGACGUGUUUCCCGCGAGUUCUUUACCGUUUCGGCCGGGCUGUUUCCGUCGUUUGACACCAGGAAGCGAACAGGUGAAACACACCUGUUCACAGUCCGCUCAGGACAGCCAUGAGUGUCAUCUGAGGAGAGGAACGGAGGUGAAACCACCGAAAUACUGGCUCAAAUUCGGCUCGUGGUCGUGUUUUGAGUGCCGAAUGAGCAGCAUGUCCUCCUCCGCGGUGGAGUGGAAGCCCUCCUGACCUCGCUGACGGCAGUAAGACGAACUUGACUCGCUUCUUUUUGUUGUUGUGUUUGUUUUCCGAAGUCUCUCUCAGCCCCUUAAACCCUGUGGGGAACGGGAAAGGGAAAGGGAGCAGAAACGGGACCAAAAAAAUAAGGUUUAAUGGGAAACCAAGUGGAAAAACUGACCCAUUUGAGUUACAGCGAAGUUCCCACGGCGGACCCGAACGGAUACGAGCCGGAGGACGACUGUCCCCGGAUCGGCGUGUCGUACAUUUUUUCCAAUGACGACGAGCAGGAGGACAACGACGUGGAGAAGGAUGACGAGGGGAGCCAGUACGACGGCAGGAACGAGUUGGAGUGCGCCGUGUUUUACCGCGACGAGUGCGUGUACGAGAGGAACCCCAAGUCCAUCGAGAUGGCCACCCAGCCCUGCGAGAACCUGCUGAACGAGUGCAAAGCCGGUGACCUGCUGGAGUUCGUCUCGGCUGGCCAGUAUCCACACUGGGCCGUGUACGUGGGGGACUUCCAGGUGGUCCACCUGCACCGGAGCGAGAUUAAGGUGGACUUUCUCGUGGACGCCAGCCAGGGCAAACGGGGCAGAAUCGCGAACGAGUUGUACAAGUUCCGGCCCCUGCGCCCGGACGCUGUGGUGCAGGCGGCGAUGGACCAAGUCGGAGCCAAAGAUGGUGAUCUGUGCUGGAGGAACUCUGAGUGUUUCGCCGCCUGGUGUCGCUUUGGCAGGCGGGAAUUCAAGACCGGCGGCGAGAUCCGCAUCGGCAAGCAGCCGUACAGGAUGAAGCUGCAGCUGAGUGAGAAGAAGAGCCAUGUGUUGGAGUUCCAGAGCUUGGAGGACUUGAUCAUGGAGAAGAGGAGGAACGACCAGAUAGGACGAGAGGCGGUGGUGCAGGAGUUGGCCAACCAUUUGAACUGCAGCGAGGAGAUCGAUAGCCAUUAUGGUUGUAACUGAUGAGUAUAUAUUUGGGUGCUGCCGUGUUCUUCCAUGACCUGAGAUUGACGCCCCUGAUCUAGCAGUCAGCACUCUUCAGGGAUCUUGCUGUGAGGAGCUGCCAGCGAGACACGUUAGAAGGCAGAAUGUCGGACUAGCUUGCAUACACUGGCUUCGUGACACCAGGUUGAAGAUUCCCAAAGCUGGCGCAAUCUGUAAUGUGACGUUGCCUAAGGAGGUCUCUGUUUACCCGAAGAAGAGAGGAUUUAUCCACUGCUGCUGGAAAAGUUGACUGUGUUCCGAAGAUAAGAUGUACAGAUACUAAGAACAGAUAACAACUGCUCUGAGAAGUGUUUUCAAACUAAAAGUCUUAGUGAGAUUUGAAUCUCAGUUCCAGCCACUUUCAUUUGGUACCAGAUGUGUUUAUAUAUUGUGUAGGAUCAGCCUCAUAGUCACCCACAGCAUAGUUUCAUCUUUAUUUCAAUUAACAUUAACAUUCUGGGGUCCCUUUCUCAUUAAACUGUAACAUAUAAAUUAAGAAAUGUUUUAAAUCUACGCCUAUUGUCCAU